Molecule: messenger RNA, 2163 nt
Organism: Parnassius mnemosyne (clouded apollo)
Lineage: Eukaryota; Metazoa; Arthropoda; Insecta; Lepidoptera; Papilionidae
Source: the annotation of a GenBank genome assembly
AUGAAUAGAGUAAAUAAGAAAAAGAUUUUAAUUAUGCGAAAAGAGAAACUUAUUGAAGAAUUAAAAUACUAUGAAAAGCGGAUUGAAAAGGAUAAACUAGACUUAAAAAAAACAUUCGUAUACGAUGGAAGUUCCGAUUCUGACUCCGAGCUUUGCGCCCCCAUUGAUACUGGACCAUCUGUAACAGAGUUGAAAAUCCUACAAUCAGCACAACAAACUUGCCUUAACGCUACUCAGGAACUCAUUGGUCUCCAAGUGUUACAGUUUGAAGUCAAUGUUUUAGUUGAAGAUCCAGUUUUAGAUGGGGAGCCACCAGUGAAAGAAGAUGGUUUAUGGCGAGAGGUGACCGUAGAGUGCAGAGUUGACCUCGUGCCAUUCUCUAUGAUGUUCUAUGUCCAUCGACCUCAUCGGAGAUUCGGAGCGCCCUCCUUUCGGGGCCUUAAGGUGGCAGCGGUCAAGAAGGCGCACGAGAGCGAGCUGAACCAGUCGGUAUUGGUUAACUUGACCAGACCAAGUGACGCCUUUGAGGUUUUUAAAAGUUAUUCGGUCGCCCAUCGAUCUCGUCGUACAACCCUCGCGCGGCUCGCCGAGAAAUAUGGGAAUUCCUUGUACAUGACGUUAAUGGCAGAAGGCGGCUACCAGUUAAAAUGUUCGAAUCUUCUCGAAAUUACUUGGACCUUGCAGAACAAGUCGUCACCCAUUGCCCCAUUUCAUCACCGCAUGAAGUUCGAUUUGGAGUAUAUGGAUGAAUCGUAUAUUAAGGUAGUAACUCAAGCACACAAACAACUGUCUGAUCCAAUGCUUGACACAGAUGAGAGGACGUUAUUAUUGGCUAAAAUCAUCAGCACAUGCUUAGAAGCCCAGGGGCUGAAUCACAGUGUACAAGAGAGCACAGAAUCCGAGUCCGAGACAGUGAGGAUACAAAAAAGACGCACAAAUUUAGAUAAAGAACCGGAAAUGCCGUUACCAAAGAAGAAGAAAGAGAAUCGUGAAGUGAUGGCACCACCGAAAACGCUUCCCAAGAAGAUAAAGCCUAAAGGCAAAGAAAAUGUAGUGGAAAAUAACAAGACUGGCAAAACCGUGAAAAGUGCGAACAAGAUUGGCGAUGGUGGUAACAUCGAAGGAAAGAUACAGAGCAAUGAUAUUCCUGAGAAAGUACUAGAACCUGAAAAUAUAGUUAGUCACAAGAGAACUGCGAAUGGAACAAAAUAUGAGAAGGUCAAUAAUAAUAACAAAGAAAUCGAGCGUAAAACGAAAAAGUCAGAUAAUUUAACUAAAGACAGAGAGUUUAGAGAGACCAAUAAUGAAAAUGUGAAAAAGCCUAAUAAAAUGGUGAAAGAUAAUAAUAAUAUCAACGGUAAACGCAAUCAAGAUAACGAGAAUGCGGAUAAAGGAAAUAAACCGAUAAAAGGUAAGAAAAUAAUUUCUGAUGAAAGUAACAUUCCUAAAAAUGUCGAUACUAACAGAGAGAGAUCUGGCAACACCGUGAAAUCAACAAAAGUAGCCGAUACGUUAAAUACGAAAACGGUGAAAGAAAAUGUAAAUACAAAUAUCAAAGAUAAACAGGUUUCAAAACAAACUGAAACAAAACAAAAGAUCGAUAAACCUAAAAGUAAAAACAUGUUUGAAGAUAACGAUGAUAAUAAAAAAGAAAAAAACGUUGCCACAGACAAAAUGAAAUCAAAACCUACUAAAAAUAUUGUAACUGAUAAAGUUCAAAUGAUUAACAAAACGAAAUACUUAAAAGAAACUGUAGUGGAGAAAUCUAAGAAUAUCGAAAACCAACCAAUUAAUAGUGGUAAAGGAGCUACCACAAAACAACAUAAAUUAUCUGGCAACACAGUAUAUUCAAAGAUUUUGAAAAACCAAAACAAACCAAAAGUUUCCAUUACAAAAUCUAUGAACAACAGGUUCUUAAAAGCUCCCAAAUUUGAUAAACGUAAUCCUAAUUCGCAGACGUCGUCAAACAUACCACAGAAGAAGUCGAGCGCCGGGAAUAUACUGAAGAAGAACCCUUUAAGGAUCAGUCCUAGAAAAAGCUUAACAAAAUUCAACACAAUGUCACAUCAAAACAGCAUCGGGAGCAGUCAGAGCAGUACAAGGAAAGUUAACACGAAUAUACCAAGGUUAAUCAAGAAGCCCGUAUCGAAGACAAAGUCAUAA